This is a messenger RNA of Lottia gigantea (owl limpet), 948 nucleotides long. RefSeq lists its product as hypothetical. The coding region runs from base 1 to 948 and encodes 315 amino acids. Lineage: Eukaryota; Metazoa; Mollusca; Gastropoda; Lottiidae. The transcript has a single exon. The record is from RefSeq and is a predicted model, not a curated record. Gene Ontology annotation, molecular function: nucleic acid binding; zinc ion binding.
AUGGCAGAGUCUACAAAAACUGAACAAGAUUAUAAGGACGAAAUCGAUCGUCUAAAGAGCGAAUUGGCUACAUCUAGACUAGCAUCUAGAUUAACAUCAACUCCUGUAAGACCUUCUGAGAGUUUACGUUUUAAUUCUCCGUUUUCAUUGCCAUCAACAUCAAACACUACAUCAUCAUCAGCAACUAAGUCAGUCGUUUACAUUGAUAGAACCCGAGAACCAAAGAAGUUUAAAGGGAUACUGAAAACUUCGGGCGAUUUAACUGUACACGAGUGGAUUGAAGAUAUCCAGGAAUAUGUGUCAACUCUUAAUCUUACCGGCGAAGAUGAAGCAAGGUUUAUAUAUUCUCAUCUAGAAGGUGAUGCGAAAGAAGAAGUAAAGUUAAGAAAAGCGAAGGGGAAUGCCAGCUUGAUUUACGAUGCUAUACGAAGUACAUUUUCUGAAACCCAUUCUACUUCUCAUCUACUCAAACUUUUCUAUGAACGAACCCAAAAGAAGGAUGAAAGUAUCAGAGAAUUUUCUUAUGCUUUAAGACAACUUAUGGAACGCAUUCAAAGGAAAGAACCUAACAAAAUUGAAUUUGAAAUUACCAUUAGAGAUCAUUUUGCAGAUGGUUUGUACGAUGCACAUCUUAGAAAAGAAUUGAAGCGCCAAAUACGUGACAAUCCCUCAUUAUCUUUCAUCGAUAUCAGAAAGUUUGCAUUAGAUUGGACUGAAGAAGAGAGUAAACCAAAGGAAAAAGUUAAUACCAGUGCAACAUCAGAAGAAGUUGUUACCACGAAUACUCAAAUGGAUGAGUUAAGGAAAUUAAUACAAACCCAACAGGGGCAAAUUGACAAAUUACAAAAUUUACUGACUCGACGUAGUACUGGCAAAUGUUUUGAAUGCAACAGGACUGGUCAUAUUAGAAGAAAUUGUCCAGAUUUAAAACGGAAACAGGAAAACUAA